ACGAGGCACACCGGGCUAUUUCAUCGCUACGGCAGUGUAUCCGUGUUGCACGUUGCUAGUUAGUUGCAAUGUUGUAGCUAUUAGCACGGCAGUCAUUCUUUUGCUGGGACAUUUACAUUGAUUAAUCCUUAAUCCUUAACUAUUUAUAGUUUGGCUUUAAGCAGCUGUCAGCAGAAAAUUACCAACGAAUCAUUCGCUUUUUUGUAGUUUUGUGUUUCUGCUCGCCCAUUUUUCUAUCCAUCUCGCUAGCUUGCUAGUUAGCCAUAUCUUAACGUUUCCUUCCCUUGAGCGAGCUUUCUUGUGUCAGCUGGAAGACCAUGGCAAUGAGACAGACGCCUCUUACCUGCUCCGGGCACACCCGGCCUGUGGUUGACCUGGCCUUCAGUGGAAUUACUCCCUAUGGAUACUUUCUCAUCAGCGCCUGCAAAGAUGGCAAGCCCAUGUUGCGCCAGGGAGACACAGGGGACUGGAUCGGAACGUUUCUGGGUCACAAAGGUGCUGUCUGGGGAGCCACUCUGAACACAGACGCCACCAAGGCAGCCACUGCUGCUGCUGACUUUACAGCGAAAGUUUGGGAUGCUGUAAGCGGAGACGAGGUCCUCUCACUGGCACACAAACACAUUGUCAAGUCUGUCAGCUUUACUCAGGAUAGCAAUUGUCUGCUGACUGGAGGAAAUGAUAAGCUUCUGCGCAUCUACGAUCUUAGCAAACCUGAUGCUGCUCCUCAGGAGAUUGCAGGUCACAGCUCAGCCAUAAAGAAGUCUCUGUGGUGCAACGACGACAGUCAGAUCCUCUCUGCUGCCGAAGAUAAAACUGUCAGGCUCUGGGACAGUAGAUCCAUGGAAGAAGUGAAGACUCUCACAUUUGACACGUCUGUGAGCAGCAUGGAGUAUCUUGCUGACGGGGAGACACUUGUGAUAACGUAUGGAAAGACCAUAGCUUUCUACAACGCUCUGAGCUUGGACCUUAUUAAGACGGUGGAGGCACCAGCUCCCAUCAACUCAGCCUCCCUCCAUCCAGAAAAGGACUUCUUUGUUGCUGGCGGUGAUGACUUCAAGCUAUACAAGUUUGACUAUAGCACUAAGGAAGAGUUGGAGUCAUAUAAAGGCCACUUUGGUCCAGUGCACUGUGUGCGCUUCAGUCCUGAUGGGGAGCUGUACGCCAGUGGCUCUGAGGACGGCACGCUCAGACUGUGGCAGACGGCAGUGGGGAAAACCUAUGGCCUGUGGAAAUGUGUUCUUCCUGAGGACCUAGGAACAGAGAACUCUGAGCAGCUGUACAGCUCGACCCCUGAGAUCAAAGCCUGAGGACGGAGGCUCAGCUGAGGAAAGAGAGAAACAAAGAGGCGAUGAGCGUCACGGGGUUGCUGCAGUGUCUUUUACCAGGCCACAUCAAGGAACAGAAUCCAAAACAUCUCCAUCCACCAGGAACUGAUGUUGGUAUUCUGAGUGCUCUCUUUGUCAUUGACCAAUAAUGAUACACCCUUUUCUUCUUUUUUAAAGUCCUCCGAGGACAGGUUUGGCUGCAGAGGAAAACAGUAGAGCUGUGAGUCGAGGCUGACUGCUGCCUGCUUUCUCUCUGAUCAGCCACGUUCUGAAGACCUCAACUUCUUUUAAAUUCCUUGUUAUUGGCAAAACCCCCAAAUGUUAAGAUGCUUGGCUCAGUUUUGGUUUCAAUAUUAAGCUUUUAAGAAGCUGGACCAAGGCAUUUGUUUUCAGUUCAAAGUUACAGAAAUACCAGAAGUAGUUGCACAGUUUGUGCUGAAGGCGAGGUGAUUUCAUUUCUCCAAACAUGAUGACUUUGAGUAUUUGCUGGUGUUUUACUGGUUAAGUCAUAAAAAUGUCGGAAUAAAAGAAAAAUAUUGUUUUGUGGUUACCUGGAAAAAGAAGAAAUGUCACUGGAUUUUCCAUGUUGCUUUUUCAUUUGUGUCCAGUAUAAAAUAAAUGAACUUUGGUUUUAUUUGUAAGUAAUCCACACA
Xiphophorus couchianus (Monterrey platyfish) is the source of this 1978-nucleotide messenger RNA. It is a transcript of the gene strap, whose product is annotated as serine/threonine kinase receptor associated protein. NCBI's taxonomy places the organism in Eukaryota, Metazoa, Chordata, Actinopteri, Cyprinodontiformes, Poeciliidae. Gene Ontology annotation, cellular component: SMN complex. Gene Ontology annotation, biological process: spliceosomal snRNP assembly. Bases 318 to 1307 code for a protein of 329 amino acids. Gene Ontology annotation, molecular function: protein binding; RNA binding. The transcript is spliced from 9 exons. The record is from RefSeq and is a predicted model, not a curated record.